Molecule: messenger RNA, 1770 nt
Organism: Penicillium salamii
Lineage: Eukaryota; Fungi; Ascomycota; Eurotiomycetes; Eurotiales; Aspergillaceae
Source: the annotation of a GenBank genome assembly
AUGAGGAAUGUGAACCAUCGUCCAUCUCUCUUUCUCUCUUACUUUCUUUGGUCAUCUCUGUACUUUAUAUCCCUGACUCAAAGAGUACUUGGAAAAUCUUAUCGGCCUAUUUUUGAUUGUUCUUUUUUGCUUCUCUUCAACUACUGCUCCCUGCUCUCACGAUUUCACUCAGCAAUGGGGGAAACCGACAGGCCUCUUCACUCCGCAAAGGCCGCUCCAAGAGACGACUUCUCUGGAGGAGGCACCCAGGAACGAGAAAUUCAGUCCGACACAGAGCUACCACAUCUAGGGAAUAUCAAUGAAAAUGAACCUGAGAAAACUAAACCGGACAAUCCAUCAAUGGUGAUCUUCUGCCUCUCAUGCAUUACGUUUGUAAGUUGCUACUUGGGAGGCUUGGUCACUGUCUGCGUGCCUCAGAUAGCUAGAGACUUGCAUCUUGAUAAGGGUAUGGAAUUAUGGCCCGUGUCCAUGUACGCCUUGUCCACUGGCUGUACGCUUCUCAUCUUUGGGGCUGUCGCGGAUGCAGUAGGGAGCAGACUUAUCUUUUUGCUCGGCUGCUUCUUCCAGAGUAUGUUCUGCAUGGCUUGUGGACUCUCCGAGAAUGGCACACAGCUCGUUGUCUUUCGUGUCUUCUCCGGCCUCGCAACCGCCAUGUGUCUUCCCACUGCCAUGAGCAUCGUGUCCGAGAACUUUGCCCCCGGAAAGCUACGCAACCUGGCUUUCUCUUUCAUCGGGGGUGGCCAGCCUAUUGGAUUUGGUCUAGGCAUGCUUGUGGGCGGUGUCUGUGCUGACACAAUUGGCUGGCGCUGGGGCUUUCAUACUGCCACCAUGGCUAACACGGUGGCUUUCCUUUUGUCCUGGUGGCAGUUGCCCCGACCUACGGGCAGCGGCAUCAACUGGGACCUUUUCUUCUUCGGCAUCGACUGGCUUGGUGCGAUUGUGGUUAGCGCCGCUUUGGCCCUCCUUUCCCUGGCAUUAGCUAUUACAACCGCAGAUGUCCAUAACGCCGGUAAACCCUCUACCAUUGUCUAUUAUACCCUCUCCGUUGUUCUCCUUGUGGUCUUUGUCGUUUGGCAAGAAUAUCAGGAGCGCCGUGGAAAACCGACACUCAUCCGCAACUCGCUCUGGAAGAACCUAUCCUUCAGCUCAAUCUGUAUAAAUGUGUUUGCUAUUUGGGGUGCCUUCAACGGCUUCGAACAAAUUAUCAACUUUUUCUUCCAGAACGUGCAAGAGAUCUCUGUUCUGGAGACUGCACUCCGCUUCAUCCCCACCCCAAUCACAGGUCUUCUCAGCGCCCUCGUAACGGGCAUGGUACUGCACCGCAUCCGUGCUGAUGCCAUUAUAAACAUCACCAUUAUGAUCUCCGCUAUCUCCCCACUUAUCAUGGCCCUCGUCAACCCAUCAUGGACCUACUGGCGCUGCGCGUUCAUCGCCAUCUGUUUGAACUCGAUUGCCGCAGACUCGCUCUUCACCGUAUCCAACAUCCUGAUUGCUGAUAUGUUCCCGCCUGAGACCCAGGGCCUAGCGGGAGGUGCUUUCAACACUUUCUCGCAAAUUGGAAAGAGUUUUGGACUGACCUUCGUCGAGCUGAUCGCCAACAUUGUUAGCGACCAGCAAACCAGUGGGGAGGAGAGAUACCAGCCGGAUGGGUAUAUGGUCGGGUACCGGGCCUCUUUUUGGUUCUUGUUCGCAGUCAAUAUUUUCAGCCUGGGGGUGGGUUUCAUCGGGCUGCGGAAAGUGGGAAACAUCGGAAAGAAACAUGACCAGUAG